AUGUCGUUCUCCGACUCCGAUUCCUCAUCCUCCUCCUACGGUGCCGACUACAAGAAUUUCAAGCAAAUCACUCGCGAGCGUUUGUUACAAGAAAUGUUGCGAUCGGCAAAAGCAGGGGACUCAAGGUCAACCUGGAAGGUACUCAUCAUGGAUAAACUUACUGUGAAGAUGAUGUCUUAUGCAUGCAAGAUGGCAGACAUCACGCAGGAAGGAGUUUCUUUGGUGGAGGAUAUAUACAAAAGAAGACAGCCUUUACCCUCCAUGGAAGCCAUAUACUUCAUCCAACCGACUAAAGAGAACAUUAUCAUGUUCCUGUCAGACAUGUCUGGGAAAUCACCCUUAUACAAGAAGGCUUAUGUUUUCUUUAGUUCAUCUGUCUCCCGGGAUUUGGUAACUCAUAUCAAAAGAGAUGGCACUGUGUUACCUCGGAUUGGUGCUUUGAGAGAGAUGAAUUUGGAGUAUUUUGCUAUAGAUAGCCAGGCUUUCCUAACUGACCAUGAAAGGGCUUUAGAAGAGCUUUUCGGGGAUGAAGAAGAUUCCCGAAGAGGUGACGCAGCUUUGAGUGUCAUUGCUACUCGGAUAGCGACGGUUUUUGCUUCACUAAGGGAAUUUCCUUAUGUGCGAUAUCGUGCUGCCAAGUCGCUUGAUGUGACGACAAUGACUACUUCUCGUGAUCUUAUUACCACGAAACUUGCUGCUAGAGUCUGGGAUCGAAUUUCACAGCAUAAACAAAAGAUUGAACAGUUCCCUCAGACUGAAACCUGUGACUUACUCAUCCUUGAUAGAUCUGUGGAUCAGAUUGCUCCCAUCAUUCAUGAGUGGACAUAUGAUGCGAUAUGCCAUGAUCUAUUAAAUAUGGAGGGCAACAAAUAUGUCCAUGAGGUUUCCAGCAAAUCAGGUGCUCCACCUGAGAAAAAGGAGGUCCUAUUAGAGGAACAUGAUCCUGUGUGGGUCGAGCUUCGCCAUGCACAUAUUGCAGAUGCCAGUGUGAGGUUGCACGACAAGAUGACAAAUUUUGUAUCAAAAAACAAAGCUGCACAGAUCCAACAUGGUUCAAGAGAUGGUGGCGAACUUUCUACACGAGACUUACAGAGGAUGGUUCAAUCAUUACCGCAAUACAGUGAGCAAAUUGAAAAGCUCUCUCUUCAUGUAGAGAUCGCAGGGAAAGUUAACCAAAUUAUCAAGGACUCUGGCCUUCGAGACCUUGGACAAUUGGAGCAAGAUCUUGUAUUCGGAGAUGCUGGGACAAAGGAUGUUAUCAAGUAUUUGACUACAAAAGAGGAUGCAAGCCGUGAAAACAAGCUACGAUUGUUGAUGAUUCUUGCAGCAAUAUACCCUGAGAAGUUUGAGGGGGAGAAGGGGUUUAAUCUAAUGAAGUUAGCUAAGUUACCGCAAGAUGACAUGAAUGCUGUAAACAACAUGAGAUUGCUUGGCGGUGCCGCAGAGACUAAGAAAAGCUCAGCUGCUAGUUUCAGUCUGAAGUUUGAUAUAAAGAAGAAGCGAGCAGCAAGGAAAGACCGUGCUGGCCAGGAAGAAACAGGAUGGCAGCUAUCCCGGUUUUACCCCAUGGUAGAGGAACUUGUUGAAAAACUGAGCAAGGGGGAAUUGUCAAAAGAUGAGUACCCGUGUCUAAACGACCCGAGUGCAACCUUUCACGGUACAUCUCCAGCUGCGAUAAUGAAUAGCUCUCCAGCUCCUCACUCCAUGCGAUCAAGACGAACACCAACAUGGGCUCGCCCUCGACACUCCGAUGAUGGUUAUUCAAGUGAGUCGGUGCUAAGGCAUGCAUCUAGUGACUUCAAGAAGAUGGGCCGCCGGAUAUUUGUGUUCAUCGUUGGUGGAGCUACGAGAUCUGAGCUUCGGGCUUGUCACAAGCUGACAAGCAAGCUGCAAAGAGAAGUCGUGCUAGGUUCUACCAGUCUUGAUGAUCCUCCCAAUUUCAUCACGAAGCUUAAACUUUUGACGGCACAUGAACUUUCAUUGGACGAUCUGGAGAUAUGA
Messenger RNA from Linum trigynum, 2001 nucleotides. Lineage: Eukaryota; Viridiplantae; Streptophyta; Magnoliopsida; Malpighiales; Linaceae. The record is from the annotation of a GenBank genome assembly.